AUGGCUGAGAGCGCGCGACACAAGACGGGCGAGAUGUGCUGGCUCGAGAUCCCUGUCCACGACAUCAACCGUGCCAAGAAGCUCUACGCCGACGUCUUCGGCUGGGAAUGCCAGGGCGAGUCCAUGCCCAUGCCUGAGAAAGUCUGCGGCAUCAAGAGCAUGCAUUUCUUCAACCGAGGAGGCGUUCACGGCGCCUUCCUUGCCAUGGAGGACGGCUUCCAGCAGACCAAGCACAGCAAGCAGAACAAGGAGGUUCUCCCCGCGCUGCCGACAUUUUGUGUCGACGAAUGCAACGAGACGCUCGAGACGGUCAAGAAACACGGCGGUGAUGUGCAAUGCCCCAAGACGGCCAUCGGCGGGGACAUGGGCCAUUUUGCCCGAUUCAUCGACACCGAAGGCAACAUUAUUGGAAUUUGGUCCAAGCAUUAG
Drechmeria coniospora is the source of this 429-nucleotide messenger RNA. RefSeq names its product Glyoxalase/bleomycin resistance protein/dioxygenase. The coding region runs from base 1 to 429 and encodes 142 amino acids. Lineage: Eukaryota; Fungi; Ascomycota; Sordariomycetes; Hypocreales; Ophiocordycipitaceae. The record is from RefSeq and is a predicted model, not a curated record. The transcript is spliced from 3 exons.